Perkinsus marinus ATCC 50983 is the source of this 516-nucleotide messenger RNA. RefSeq lists its product as hypothetical. NCBI's taxonomy places the organism in Eukaryota, Perkinsozoa, Perkinsida, Perkinsidae. The transcript has 5 exons. The coding region runs from base 1 to 516 and encodes 171 amino acids. Gene Ontology annotation, molecular function: catalytic activity. The record is from RefSeq and is a predicted model, not a curated record.
AUGUCCGCUCCCAAAGAAGAGUAUAAGCCUAGUGACGUCCGUGUGAAGGACGUGAGUUGGACGGAGAGAAGGAAGGCGAUAAGCGAUAGCAUGCCGCCUGGUGUGGAGGAAAUGGUCAUGGUUGGUCAUGAUGGUCGAGUGACGGAAGGCCUCAGUUCCAAUGUGGCGCUUGUUGUGGAUGGAAAGGUCUAUACUGCUGGAGCGGAUAAGGUUUUGAGUGGAACCAUCAGGGAAAUUCUACUGGAGGUCUGCCGUGAACAUGAUAUUGAAGUUGUUUAUGAAAGUGUGCCGGUGGAGACGGCUCGCAGAGCUGAUGUGGAGCUGUUGAUAAUGAGCACUAGUCGGCUGGUGCUCUCUGUGGAGAAGCUCAUCAUUCCUGGGGAAUUCGUCGAGAGCGACGAUGUUGUUGUUGUUGAGCAUCCACUGGACUCGUCGUUGGUGAGCUCGCUGAAGGCGUGGGUGAAAGGGAAGGUAGAGGUGGAUUCAUUCCCUUUGGACGAUUAUGAGGAAAUUUGA